This is a messenger RNA of Pestalotiopsis fici W106-1, 1599 nucleotides long. RefSeq lists its product as uncharacterized. The transcript has 3 exons. The coding region runs from base 1 to 1599 and encodes 532 amino acids. The record is from RefSeq and is a predicted model, not a curated record. NCBI's taxonomy places the organism in Eukaryota, Fungi, Ascomycota, Sordariomycetes, Amphisphaeriales, Sporocadaceae.
AUGGAUCCCCUGACUGUUAUCACGACCGCAGCCUCGGUUGUAGGGACCGCGAUCAAAAUCUCCAAAACUCUAUACGACACGGUCGAAGCGCUCAAGGACGCGCCCUCGGAUGUACGAGCUCUCUACGCCACCGUCGAAAGCGUCAAGAGCGCCGUAUCCCGCCUCGUGGCUCUCAUGAAUGAUGGUGACAAGUGCGUGUGGCCGGACAGCUGGCUUGACGACGUCAGUGCCGAUAUCGAGACCAUUGGUGCCGAGCUGGGCGAAGUGCAAAAGCUUGUCGAGGACUGGGAGGCUGAUAGAGGUGGGCGGAGAAAAGAUACUGGCACCGGCAGCAAUGCGAUGAGGGACGCGUGGAGGAACUGGAAGUGGCAUUUCAAUGCCGAGGAGAUACAGAGGUGUACAAAGAGACUCCGUGAUGCGAGGGACGAUCUUGGGCUACAGCUCAGUACCAUACAAGUAUCUACCACAACUCAGACAAGUCAGAAUGUCAUCGAGGUGAAAGACAUGUUGGGUUCUAUUGAGGCAAAGCUAGGCAGGAAUGUAGCAGCGUUCGACGGGCAGGCUAUCAACACAGGGCUCAACGCUUUUGCAGAGCAAAUCGAAAAUCUGCGCCAAGCUGUUCUCCGGCUAGAUGACAACCACGAACCGCUGUUGAGAAACGGGAAGGAAAUCCAGGCGUCGCAGAGUUUGGCCGACUCCGACGCCUGCAAAAUCUCGAAUAGACGCGAGAGCCUCGACUCUGCACACUCCGGUUCCUCGUCGCCGAUAUUGUCACCCCUGGCCGCACUGAAUAACCACGCGUUUUCGCAAAAUCAAAGCAUAACAGCUGUAUACUCGGCCUCGAAAGAGAGCCCAAUAAGCAUUGCUGCCCUCGGCUUGAAACUGAGCGCUAUGCAGCAAAAGCAUGACGAGUUGCUGAUACACUGGGACAAUGCUCUUGACCAUAUCGCACACUUGAAGAACGAAAUAGAUCGUCUUACGAGAGGGUCUAUGCCUAAUCCAGGCACGGGUUAUUUUUCCACAGACAUGACCGAAAAUGAUUUCGAGUCGGCCAAUCACAACGAGAUAAACUCACGCGAAGCUGUGAUUGAAGUGCUCAAGGCACAAAACGAGACGCUGCAGGAGAUGAUUAGCGAGCGCGUGAUUAUGUCAGGCUACCGGGACGACCAGAUUGAUGCGAGAAAGCUAGGGAAGCAGUUGCUCAAGAAGAGCGAGAGGGUCCAUCGACAGCAGGAAGAGAUUGACUUACUGACGUGGCGACUCCAGGGCGAGCAGAGCGCCCUUCGGGAGCAGUUGCAGGUCAACAAGAUCCUGGAAAACGAGGUCAAGCGGAUAAAGCACCAGGCGGAUAGCUUGAUCGGCAAGAGGGUCAGGCGUACUGGUCUACUCACGCCGAGUCCUCAGCGCAAUGAUAGGACCAGUGUCGAUGGCUCAGCUGAACGUGAUGGCUCUCGGCCAUGGACUCCAGCUUCUGAUAUACUUCGACCCUAUUCUCCAUCCUCGGGCUGCUCAGAAACGUCGUUGCCACAAAAGACGCCGUCGGUUCGUGGAUUUAGUUUUCUGGGUGUCAGAAAUAGAUCGACUCAAAUUUCGAGGUAG